Molecule: messenger RNA, 612 nt
Organism: Zasmidium cellare ATCC 36951
Lineage: Eukaryota; Fungi; Ascomycota; Dothideomycetes; Mycosphaerellales; Mycosphaerellaceae
Exons: 1
Coding region: 1-612 (203 amino acids)
Source: RefSeq, a predicted model, not a curated record
AUGAAGUCCGCCAUCGCCUUCGCCCUCGCCGCCACGGCCGCCGCCCUCCCAGCACCCCAAGCCGGCACCUCUGAGCCCCUCCGCUUCAGCGGCAUGGCCCUCCGCUCCGCCAGCCCCAUCCACUUCGGCAGCAUCAACGCCAACAGCCAGGCCUUCUACAUCGGCAAGAACACCACUACCCACUGCCCCGAGGACAGCGCCGCCAGCUCCGCCUGCGAGACCGCCAACACCAACCAGACCAUCUUCGGCUACCUCAACGGCCAGGGCACGCUCUCCCUCUCCACGACCGUCCCCGGCGGCCAGCAGGUCUACGUUACCGAGGGCGAUGAGGCGACGGGCCAGCUCGCUGGUCAGCUCAAGUUCACUCAGGCCCACAGCGCUGCUACCAGCGGCCCGGCGCUCUACGAUGGUUUCUCGAUUGUGUACGAUGCCCGCUUCCAGUUCGAGGGUAAUGACUGGUUGGCUUGCCCCGUUGAUGACUUCAACUCUGGCUACGGCAUCUGGGCUGCGAGCCGUGUGGAGGGCAGCAAUGCCGGCGAGGGAUGUCUUGGAUUCACCUGGAGGGUUGUUCAGCUUGACGAUUCGACUCCUUCUGCUUGGCAGUACGUGUAA